AUGCAUGGCCAGGCGUAAAUGCAACAGGGUUUUUUGGGGGUCCUUUAUUUAUUUUGCAAGCAAAUCAAGAACUUCACAUCUUUAAAUGCCCCAAAUCCCAAAAAGAAGGAUUCCAGCCUUGAAAUAGAGGAAAGGAAGGAAUACAGCCCCUGAGCAGCGACAAAUCCAGCCGGCUGACAGGAACCGGAUGUCAUGGCAGAGGACAACGAACUGUUCGUGAAACUCGUGGAAAACGGGGGCGAAACCUUGGAGGCGGAGGCACAGGGCAGCCCCACAGAGCCGAGUACCUUACUGCAGAAACUGAAAGGCGCCAUCUCGAAGUCUGUCCAGAGCAAAGUCGACUGCAUACUGCAAGUUGUCCAGAGAUUUUCUGAUCAUGCCAAACUUUAUCUCUACCUCCAGCUGCCUUCCGGUCCAAGUUCAGCAGAGAAAAACUUGGACCUCACAUCCCUGGGCUCGGUUGAACACAUGCACGCCUGCACCUGGAUCCGGAAUCACCUGGAAGAGUACCCGGACACCUGCCUGCCCAAACAAGACGUGUACGAUGCCUACAAGCAGUACUGCGAUGACCUCUGCAGACGCUCUCUGAGCGCCGCGAAUUUCGGUAAGAUCAUCCGGGAGAUCUUCCCGAACAUCAAGGCGAGGAGACUGGGCGGACGCGGGCAGUCGAAAUAUUGCUACAGCGGGAUACGGAGGAAAACGGUGGUCCACAUGCCUCCUCUUCCCAGCCUGGAUCUUAAAGAAACCGAGACGCCGGAGCGGGUGGAAGUGGUCCAGUCUUACAACGACGAAGUGAUGGACGCGGCCUGCGCCUUGACCUGCGACUGGGCCGAGAAGAUACUCAAGCGGUCCUUCAACAACAUUCUGGAGGUGGCGCAGUUCUUGAUCCAGCAGCAUAUCAUCAGCUCUCGUUCGGCGCACGCCGAUCUCGUCAUGGCCAUGGUGGUCUCAGAGACUGCGGAGAGCCACAGGGAAAAACGGGCCCCUCAAACCGCAAAAAAGGUUGAGCCAGAAACACCGGAGAAUACAUCCAAAACACAGCCUCCGGCCAAAACCGAAAACGCCCCCAAGCCCAUGGCUGCAGCGCCGCGGAGCGAGGCAAAGAAGGCCACGGACGCCCCUGCCAAGCCAGCCAGCCGCCCGCAGGUCAACGCCUUAGUGGCCCGCCUGCCCUUGCUGCUGCCCCGGGUCCGGGUCCAGCCCGGGGACCGUUUGGUGGUGGCCCCGGGAGCUGCGGCCAUGCACGCCUCUCCCCCUGUCUUGGCGCCCAAACUGACGCCCGCACCCAUCGGGGGGACGGUCAAAAUGGCUCUCUCGGUGAGCCCGGCCUCCUCCGCUCUGCUGGCCCCGGCAGUGAAUGCGCCCCCCGGCCUGGUGGGCCAACAGGGUGCCGUCCCGGUCAUCAACAUGAUGCCAGUCAUCAACGUGGCGAUGCCCCCCCGGGCUGAGAUCCCGCCGAAGUUCAAGAGUCUGCCUAGCGCCGGAGGGGUGAAUGGGUGCGAAGCUGGGCGGAGUCCCUGCGAGCCACAGAAAGCCAAGGCCCCCAGCAAGCGGCCGGCGGAUACAUCCGAGGAGGCGACGGUGAGGAGGAAGCGUGGCCGACCCCGGAAGAAGUUGGAUGAACCGGAGCCCCCUUCGUCGGAGAAGAAGACCGCUGAAGAGCGGUCGACCAAACCCGAGGCCGACUCCGACAUCAUCGUCGUCACCGUGGGUUACGAGGAUCGUGCCGCUUCCUCCUCCUCCUACCGGAGGGCGCAAGAGGAGAAACCAGAAGUGGACGCGCUCCGGGUGGGAGAAGCCGUGCGGCCGCCCCUGCAGGGCCCCAGUGGGGAGGGCCCCGCCAGGCCCAACAGCCUCAUUGUCAGUCCUUCCGCAAAAGCGACUGUCCAGCCCUCCCAAGUGAGCGUCAUCAAAGGCCGGAAGCCCAGCCCUCCUAUCCUGGCCAAAGAGACAGGAAGCGACUCGCAGGAGCCUUUGCGGCUGGCUCAAGGCGCGCCGGUGCCCGGAAGCAGCGCCCCGGCGUCCACGGCGAGGGACUCGGACGAGCCGGGGCGGUGCAGCUCCUCGGAUUCGGAGCUCCAGCCCACCGACCUUUCCCUCGGCAAACUGCGCCCGCCAUUUCCCAAGGAUUGCUCGGACGCCGCCAACUUGCGGGCGUCGUCGGUGCGUUUGCACCGGAUCAGCUCAGACCAGGGGAAGGCAACGGAGACCGCCAGCCACCCGUCGACGCAGGCCCCUAGUCGAUAACACACACCCCGCCAUCGCUUCCCAACGCCAAGCUCCCCCCCCUACAAAAGACAUCCGCGCGCCCCACACUGCCUGCUUUUAAUGCACGAGCUUAGAAAAAAAGAUAGACAACGUUCGCUUGCUAUACGACGUUUCAUCAUGCAUCGCCCUCCACGAUAUUGCAAGGUUACGCCCUGCCAAGUUGCUUGUGUGUCUCCCCCCCCUUCGCGGGUAUCAGAAAUAACUGGUUCCUUCUCCCAUCCUUUCUGGAAAAGUCAAACUUCUGCAUAAUGGGGUGUUAAAAAAUGGAGGCAAGUUUAAACCAGGCAGAAGGCAAAAAAGCCUAUCGAAGAGUUAUAUGACACCCCCCCUCCCAAUUUCCCAAAUCCCUUUCCUUGGACUUCCGUGUUCGAGCCAAUGUGAACUUUCUGGAUUGUGGAGAAAGAAUUCCACCCCCUCCAGUUUGACAUUUUCAUGAGAAAAAUGACAUGUUUUCGGAUCGGGCCCCCCAAGAGAAAAGGCCGUUGCGUUUCGGGUUCCCCUGCUCCCAUUUCUGCUGCGACGUUUAGUGACAAUCAUCUCACAGCCAACAUCCAAAGAGUUUUGCUUUCUUCCCGACUUCUGGCGCUUCCGCUGGCAUUUUGCGUGCGGCGUUAAUAAUAAAAUAAAAGGGGGGGGUGUUUUGCCAUAAUUCCCCCGUUUCUUUUGUAUUGGUUUAUUUGGGGUUGGAAAUCUCUGCUGAUUCUAUCCCCCCCUUCCCCCCCUAUUUUCUAACGCUCUCCUUCCCUUCUGUAAUUUUGGUUAUAAAUACUGAAUAAACACAUGCACAGAUUUUA
Molecule: messenger RNA, 3062 nt
Organism: Elgaria multicarinata webbii
Lineage: Eukaryota; Metazoa; Chordata; Lepidosauria; Squamata; Anguidae
Gene: RFX5
Product: regulatory factor X5
Exons: 12
Coding region: 193-2247 (684 amino acids)
Biological process (GO): regulation of transcription by RNA polymerase II
Molecular function (GO): DNA-binding transcription factor activity, RNA polymerase II-specific; RNA polymerase II cis-regulatory region sequence-specific DNA binding
Source: RefSeq, a predicted model, not a curated record